AUGAACGAAGCUCUUGCCUAUCCUUUCUCCGGGAUGCAGCAAAGCAAUGCUCCACAGCGACGCGGCCCGAUCGAAGGGCCCAACGGUCGACGCUUGAUUCGUAGGGUCACCUGGCGAUCCUCCACGUACAAGUUGAUGGCUUGUCUGUGGGUGUUGGGUGUCUUUUAUAUCGUCUGGCUGAUACGGGAUGUCUUCUACUACCCCUUCUACGCCUCUUCCAAACAGCCUCUCACCCCCAAAGACACGAAUGAUUUACUGGCUCCCUAUGUGGGUCGUCAAGAGUGUGACAUUUCUUCCCUGUCCCUCUUCAGCCCCCCUCAACCCGGUGAUGGCGAACGUGCUUCAAGCAAUCCAUACUGCCAAUCUCGUGAUGCCCUGCUCAACGCCAUGAGCAAUGGCGGGCGUCACGGUUUUGACGCUGCGUAUACCUCUCAAGGAUGCUCUUAUCGUUGGUUCACUAGCGCCGAAGUAUGCGACAUUCUUCGGAAAUUCGAUGGAAUCGUCUUUGUGGGUGAUGAUACCUUGGCCGAUGCCUAUGCAGGCUUCAACAUUCUUUUGCGGGAGGACCUGGCCACUGGAUCCCUGAAAGAGUGGGAGAUAAACAAAGGACAUGGCCAUGAUUGCCGAUGUGAAUCCCAGUUCACCAGUAGAUCGUGCCUACCUCUGCGGAUUACUUCGAGUGAUGAGGUAUACGCUCAAGAAGGAAGCAGUGCCCCUCGCAGGCCUUACGCUUGUUCAUCCCGUAUUCCUCAUGCCUUCCUCGCUACAGCCAGUUCUCCUGCCCCUAGGGGUGUGUAUGACAAAUUUCGUCGAAUGGUCGCCCGAGGAGUUGGCCGAAAUAGACCCGUUCCCGUGAUCCUGAGUCUUUCCCUUUCCACAUCCUAUUCCCUGUCUACAGCUAAAAGCAGCAUGGAUGAAUGGCUCACACUGGCCCAGGCCAGUGGACGGAACACCCCUUUUCUCUGGGUAGGUCCGACAGCUCCUGGGCUUCAAAAGGACUCGAGGGACAACAUCCACGCAUCCAGCUGGCAGUAUUCACAAGACACCGCCCAAGAAGCCCGCAACAGAGGCUUGGAUGCUCUGGGAAUGUACAAUGCGACCCUUCAAGCUGAUAGUUGGGAUGGUAAGCACUACGGAGAGAAGGUAGCUUUGAUACAAGCGAUGAUGGUUAUCAACUGGCUGGCUAUGCUCUGA
Molecule: messenger RNA, 1194 nt
Organism: Aspergillus luchuensis
Lineage: Eukaryota; Fungi; Ascomycota; Eurotiomycetes; Eurotiales; Aspergillaceae
Exons: 5
Coding region: 1-1194 (397 amino acids)
Source: RefSeq, a predicted model, not a curated record